CCUUCAGGCGAGCCAGGCAAGUGGGGCGACCGGGCUCACUACCGAGCUGCUCCUUCCUGCCGGACCUGAGGUUCCAGAACUCGCUUCGCAGUUGCCUCAGGUGAUGGGGCCAAAUGCAGAGACGUCGCCGACAUAGCCGCCCGGACGCUCUCUUCUCAGAUAGCCUUCUGGAUGUUCAGUCCCCUUCCAGUCUCUAGACUUGUUGAUGGUCUGGUCCCCACAGCCAUUAUACGAGUGAAUGACUCAUUACCCAUUAUCCUCCCAGCACCAAGGAGAUCCAGUCUUGCUACUGUCCAAGUCCAGUCAUGCAGGGUCAGGAAGAUGGAGACAGCAUCCUUCCUUUUGCCAAGUGUUCCAGAGUGGUUAGCCGAUUUUCACCCUGCAGCCUGCCUCCCCAGAAUCGCAGACCAAUGCCUCAGCCUUAUGGAGAUGCCUUCUGGGAGAAUCUUAGCCAAAGGUCUAGCUCCAACUGGAUGGUAGAACAGUACAUUCCACCAAUUCUGAGGGCCACUGAUGGCCCCCGGCCUGGCCUGCACCCUCUUGAGGGGCUCCCUCCUCCUGAGAAGCUUUGGAGAAGAAAGAGAAAGAAGCUGCAUUUGGAAAGAAUGCAGAAGGGACCUGGAAGCAUUCCAGCCCGAGUUAGAGCAGUUACAUAUCAUCUGGAGGACCUGAGAAGGCGCCAGGGAAUCAUCAAUGAACUGAAGAGGGCCCAGUGGGGCAGCUCUGAUGCUACACCUGAACUUCCAGCACUUGAAGAGGGCUUUGAACUCCUAAGCACUACAAAAUACUUUGACGUGGAAGAAGAGAGGGCAACCUAUCCACAGAAAGAGACUUAUUCUGUCACUCCCAGAGAUCAGCUGCUUUGGACUCCCUGGACUCCUGUAGGCCAGCAGGGGACUUAUGCCUCUGGGCAGCUAAGCUCUCUGACCUACAGCACUGCUACAGCCAGAAAGAACCCCGUUUACAAUCCCCAGAGAAUGGAGUUGGAGUCUGAGGAGUAGUGGGAAAUCAUCCAGGCCCAAGCUACGGGACCCAAGACCAAUUCAAACAUCAAGACUCCCUAGUGCUGGCUUCAGAGCGGAUGUUUUCUAUCUCCUAACCCUAACUGUUGUCUCCAUCCCAUAGCGUAGGCAUUCACAGCCCACUUGCGUUCCUAUCCAACUGUCCAGUCCACUCGCAGCCGGGUUUUUCUCUAGGCCAGACCCUGGUCUUGUGUUCUCUCUGUUCUGUUAUUAAAGAGCACCAAGUAGU
Messenger RNA from Mus caroli (Ryukyu mouse), 1251 nucleotides. It is a transcript of the gene Inca1, whose product is annotated as inhibitor of CDK, cyclin A1 interacting protein 1. Gene Ontology annotation, molecular function: cyclin binding; cyclin-dependent protein serine/threonine kinase inhibitor activity. Lineage: Eukaryota; Metazoa; Chordata; Mammalia; Rodentia; Muridae. Gene Ontology annotation, cellular component: cytoplasm. The record is from RefSeq and is a predicted model, not a curated record. Gene Ontology annotation, biological process: negative regulation of cell population proliferation; negative regulation of cyclin-dependent protein serine/threonine kinase activity.